UUACAGCAUUGGCGUUAAAAAAUGAGUUUAGCCCACUUCCUGGUCUUCGCGCAAACCCGGAGGUAACAGCAGGGAAUCAUCUCAACAAACACGUCAUGAACGCUAGCCGAGCUUCUUCCAGAAGUUUCUUUCCUGCCGCUGGCUUCCUGCCUCGGCGCCCCCACCAAUAGCCCCGGGACGUCGAGUCACCGUUGACCCCGCUCGACUCGCCGGUCUGACGUCUGCUCGUUCAAUGUGGGUGACACUUGAGUCAUCGUCUUUGGCGUGAAGCGGAAGGCUAAUUUACCUGAAGCUAGCCAGGAAGCUAGCGCCGUUUAACCGCAUGCGGUAGUUGGCAGCCGCUCCACCUGGAAUGUCGUUUUUUCCCGAGACGUGGGUGAAGAAGUGAGCGGUCGUUGUGAUGGGGAAAGACUACUACAAGGUGCUGGGAAUAGCCAAGGGCGCGUCGGAAGACGAAAUCAAGAAGGCGUACAGGAAGCAGGCCCUCCGCUACCACCCCGACAAGAACAAGUCCGCCGGUGCCGAGGACAAAUUUAAGGCGAUAGCGGAAGCCUACGACGUCCUCAGCGACGCCAAGAAGAAAGACAUUUACGACCGAUAUGGCGAAGAAGGCCUGAAGGGUUCAGCCGGCGGUGGCGGCGGAGCCCGCAGCGGCUCCGCGUACAACUACACCUUCCACGGCGACCCCCACGCCAUGUUCGCCGAGUUCUUCGGCGGACGCGGCCCCUUCGACCACUUUUUCUCGCAGAACGGCGGCGACGACUGCAUGGACGGCGCCGACCCCUUCGCCGCCUUCGGGAUGGGCGACAUGGGCGGCUUCCACCGGCCCUUCAAGUCCCACCUGGGCGGCCCCCGCUUCGGCCGCGAAAGGCAGAAGGACCCGCCCGUGGUCCAUGAGCUGAAGGUGAGCCUGGAGGAGGUCUUCGCCGGCUGCACCAAGAAGAUGAGGAUCUCGCGCAAGAGACUGAACCCUGACGGCCAAACCACGCGCAGCGAGGAUAAGAUUUUGUCCGUGGACAUCAAGCGCGGCUGGAAAGAGGGAACCAAGAUAACCUUCCCCCGCGAGGGCGACGAGACCCCCACUAACAUUCCUGCCGACGUGGUGUUUGUGGUUAAAGACAAGCCUCACCCCGUGUUCAGGAGGGAGGGCUCCGAUAUUAUUUACCCUGCCAAAAUAUCACUCAGAGACGCUUUGUGCGGGUGCACGGUCAGCGCGCCGACGCUGGACGGCCGCACCGUCACGGUGACGUCCCGGGACGUGGUGAAGCCGGGCACCAAGAAGCGCAUCGCGGGCGAGGGCCUGCCGCUGUCCAAGUGGCCCGACAAGCGGGGCGACAUGAUCCUGGACUUCUGCGUCAAGUUCCCCGAUAAGCUGGGCCAGAACACGCGCGACGCGCUCAGGCAGGUCCUCCCGCCGUGAUGCGGUCCGCCACGCACGGAAGGAACACUUGUUCAACCCCAUGCCACGCCACGCCGCUCUUCAGGGUGCUGUUAUUUGGGUUUACUUUGAAACCUGGUCUUGAAACGACUCAGGGAUGCUUUGCAUUGACUUCAGUUUGCUUGCUGAAGGCAAACUUCUCCAAAAAUAUCUUAAAACUAAGACCAGAGUAGUGACUUUAGUAUUUAUCCUCUUUCUAAGACAACAAUUUAUUUGGGAGUGAACAAACACUGCCUGAGUUUGAAACCUUUUAGCUCUUUCGUUUCUUUUACUAGCACACACUAACACUUAACAGUCUGCUGAUUGAAAAUCAAUAAUGGAGCUUGGACACUAUAAAGGAGUGAGGCUGCCCUGACAACCAAAAUGAGAAAGGAGGAAAUUGUAAUAUUUCAAAGACUAUAUUUUAUGCAACUUGGAAACUUACAAACUUUGUUUUUAUUUUUAUUUAUUUUUUACUGAACAAAUACGUAAAAUUACAGUAAGUCAAAAAUAUUACAAGUCAAUUUAAAAAAAUAUAUUGAUGAAAACUCGUUUUUCUGCAUGGGUGGAGAUUACACAAACAAAUCUUUAAAAUUUAUUUUAUGAGGGAAAACAGGUAAAAUAUUAGUAAAAUAAUUGCAGUCAUAAUUUCACCCAAAAUUAAAGUGUUUUUUUAAUUUAUAAUUGAUGAGAAAAAUGCAUACUUUUAAAGUUUUUAAGUCAAACUGUGCAUAAAGCAUAACUAUUGAAUUGAUAUGAAGCGAUAUUGGUUAUUCUGACAUUCGUGCAUUGAAACGACAAAUUUAUUCUCGUAAUACUGUGACGUUUUGGCUCAAAAGAAGUCACAUUUGAUAUUCAAUGUAUGACAUUUUACUUGUAAUUUUUACAAUUUAAUUUUUAAAAUUUUUUUUAUCCCCCCCCCUCAGUGGUGCUUUUACACUCCAAUGUGGAAAACACCUGAACAGUGUUUCAAGAUGCACCGAGCCCCUUCACCCGUUCUCAUUUCGUAAUAUAUUUCGUUCACUGCCAUUGACUGCUGUUGAAUUCCAAUAUCCAUGUCAACAUGGAGGACUGGCAAUGUGUGAAGCGCCCAUGUGGCGUUCAAGUGACGCGGGCGUUUUUUUUCGGUUCCACUUCCUAAGGUUCGAGCUCCCUUUUAAUGAACAAUACCUCCGAUGUCGCACUGUGAGCGCUGUUUCACCGUCGCUGACCUCAUGUGGACUGUGUUUACUAUGCCACUUACCUCAUUCGUUAGUUGCACAAUAAACAACGGCAGUGAAGUAGCAUUCAAAUACACUUAUGUAUUAGCUGGGGAAAAUCUGAAUUAUUUUAAUUUAUGUGCCAAAUGAUUGUCAUGUGGGCGUCGUGUGCGGAUGUUGAAGGCAAGUUGAAAAUAUUUUUAAUAUAUUGCAUUAUCAUAAUAGCACUUGUUUGACUUUUGGUCACUUUUAAGGAGAAAGACGACAACUUUCUGCCCGACGUAACACAACUGUGUAGAGAUCUCUAGUCUCUUCUGAUGCCUUCCUUUUUUUGCAUCUACAUCACGCACAGUGGAUAUAAAAAGUCUACACACCCCUGUUUCAAAAGUGGCAGGUUUUUGUGAUAUGAAUAAACUGAAACUAAGAUGAAUCAUUUCAAAACCUUUUCCACCAUUAAUGUGGCCUUAACCCUGUGCAAACUAAUAGUUUUUUGCAGGGAUCUUUUUCAGAGGAGAAAUUAAACGAGUGAAAUGUGGUACAUAAGUGUGCACACCCACAUAAACUGAGGCUUUCCCUGUGUUCAGAAUGAACCGAUCACAUUCAAACUCAAAUACAACUGCCACCAUUUAAAAUGUUUUGUUUACCCCAAUUAAGGUUCAGGUGUUCUAGUAGGAUUUUUCUGACAUUUUUUAGGGGGGGCUUUUUAGGCAGGGAAUGAGAUCCCUCUGGUGCUGUGGAAAGCUCUCUGCGGUGAUGUAAGGUGUGACUACAAAAAGGUCAGCAAACGCUUAGAACUUCAAAACUUUAUUCGGAGUGUGCACACUUUUGCAGCCACAUCUAUUUUUACUUCUCAAAUUUUUUUUUUCCCCAAAUUUGAGUUGUCAGGCUAAAGGCCACAAUGGAUGAUUCCCCCCCCCCCACACCGCCUUUAUCACAAAAACCUGACAUUUGAGCACAGGUGUGUAAACAUUUUACAGUAUAUCAACUGUAGACAUUCAAGAGGUUGUACUAGCUGUUUCUUUUCAUGUAAUUGAAGUGUCGGGAUUCAUCCUAAGGACCGUGUGGACUUGCUUUGGCCCCAUCGACAUGACCAUGCAAUAACUGGCUAAAUUGUGACACAUUUUCUUAAUUUUGCACUAUAAACUUGGGAGUUUUACGUGGGUUUUAUUGCAUUCACACAAACUCUAUGCCUCUGGGAUAUGAAUGAACAUUUCACUGACCAGAUGACUGCAAAAACAAAUAAAAUGUCUUGUUACGACUACA
Molecule: messenger RNA, 3879 nt
Organism: Phyllopteryx taeniolatus (common seadragon)
Lineage: Eukaryota; Metazoa; Chordata; Actinopteri; Syngnathiformes; Syngnathidae
Gene: dnajb1a
Product: DnaJ heat shock protein family (Hsp40) member B1a
Exons: 3
Coding region: 401-1420 (339 amino acids)
Cellular component (GO): cytosol
Molecular function (GO): transcription corepressor activity; Hsp70 protein binding
Source: RefSeq, a predicted model, not a curated record